AUUAUUGUCAAUAAAAUUUAAAUUCGUUAGAAGUUCAUAUUUAAAAUAAUUGAACCUUUAACUGUUUGAGAGAAAAUUUGAUCGGUGAACUAUGAAUGAACUACUCUCCGUAAAAUGUGCGUAAAAGGUUCCCGCGCACUGCAUGUUGGUAGUAAAAUUUAUAUGGUUCCAUGGCAGAGCCGCCAUGAUGGCUAUCUGUAAUACACGCUCAACAUGGAAAGUUCCGAAGUUGUUUUACAGUAUUUGUGACUGAGUGCGUGUAAACAAAAACAAUGGGAACGUACUAAAUAUUACGAAGAAUUGUUUAGUGUCCGUCUCGGACGGUCCGAGGCACAGGAAAGUCCAUUUUAAGGAGCAUUUUAUGUUGGCCUUGUCGUGUGUUUUGUGCUGUCAACAAAAAUGUCUAAGCUUUCAUUUAGGGCGAGGGCCCUGGAUGCUAGCAAACCUAUGCCCAUUUUUAUGGCUGAGGAACUCCCGGAUCUUCCUGAUUAUUCAGCGAUUAACCGGGCUGUUCCUCAAAUGCCGUCUGGGAUGGAAAAAGAGGAAGAAUGUGAGCACCACCUGCAACGGGCAAUAGUUACUGGGCUCAUUAUUCCAACACCAGAAGUGACAGACAUUACGGACAAAGAGGCCUAUGAAAAGCUCUACCCUGCCAACUACAAGCAGCCUCGACAACUUAUACAUAUGCAACCAUUUGCCAUGGAACAGGACAUCAUUGACUAUGACAUGGAUUCAGAGGAUGAACGCUGGCUUAUGUCACAAACACAAAAACUUGAACUUAGUCCCCUAAAAUUUGAAGAAAUGAUGGACAAACUUGAAAAAAGCAGUGGACAAACGGUUGUUACUUUAAAUGAAGCCAAGGCAUUAUUAAAAGAGGACGACGAUCUCAUCAUUGCCGUAUAUGAUUACUGGCUAAAUAAACGUCUUAAAACGCAACACACAUUAAUUCCUCAAGUAAAAACAGAACACAGAGCUGGUAUAGCCCUUAACAACCCUUAUCUCGCGUUUAGAAGAAGAACAGAGAAAAUGCAGACUAGAAAAAAUCGUAAAAAUGAUGAAUCGUCUUACGAAAAAAUGCUUAAAUUGCGACGAGAUUUAUGCAGAGCUGUCACUCUCUUGGAACUAGUGAAGAGGCGUGAAAAAAUUAAAAGGGAAUAUGUUCAUCUUACAAUUGAAGUUUUCGAAAAGCGCUAUCAAGCACGUGACUUUAGUGGUGCAGUUCUUGCAGAAUUAUCAUCUAUCAAAACGUCAAGGCCUGCCUUCACGCCCAUUUUCCACAAUCACUAUUCUAAUCAAAAUUGGACCAAUUCUAAGGCUGCAUUGAAAGAUGAGGAUAUUCCAAGAAAAGAAAAAAGACAGUACAAAAAACGGAAACACAAAUUGUCAAACCAUCAUCGGGUUGGUGUUAAUUCUAGUGGUUUGGAGGGUAUUGGUGGUAUCUCUUCUGACGAGGAAACUGCACAUCCUGCUAACUCUGAGCCAGAAGAUGUUGAAGACGAAGGACAAUUUGUUUUUAGAAGAAACAAAUUGUGUAGUUAUCACAUGCCAAGGAAAGAGCUGGGUAACUGGCCUUGGUGUCCAAAAGAGGAAAACGGUCUCGCGGACAAACGGUAUAGAUACACGUUAACGUCGUUGUCAAAUCGACGUUGCGUGGGUUUCGCGCGUCGACGACUGGGUCGUGGCGGCCGGGUGAUAUUAGACCGAACAAGGACAGACCUGGACGAUUUCUGGAGAACGGUCGACUUUACGAUACUGGAGCCAACAAGGACAAUAGAAAACAUUGGCACGGCAACGACCCUUGCUGGCGCGGCGAACUUUACAAAGUCGUAUCCGACAAACUUUUUUGCAAGUAGUAAUAGUAGUGUAGGUGAUAUGUCAAAGACGAACUUGAAAAUCGAACCAUUGAGUUUUUAUUCAGACGGCAGCUUACGACAACUACAACAACAACAAAGGACAUGUGUCGGAGCUGCAAGUGCUAGUGUUAGUAGUGAUAGUAUUGACAAACGUAGUGUUGUUAAAGAAGAACCCGUCGAUCUCCCUGACGAAUGGUCUGUACCUGCCGAAACUUGUAGCGACGUCCAUGUGCCGAUUGCGACUACGGCACAAACACAGGAGGAACAAGAUGAAAUGGUGGAGUUCCUUAAGGAAGUUCGAAGAGAUUGGUUGCAUUUUCGGCCGAAAACGCCUCCACCAGAUUACGAACCACCCUGUCAUCUGCUGCCCACCGAUGAUGAAACCUUUAUACCUGGUGCGAAUACGCCGUUUACGUUGGAAUUGCAGCCGUUGGACGCCCCUUCUAGCGUACUUUCCGAUACGUCAGCGUUCGUCACGACGCCGUUUACACUUGACGAUCUGUACGCCGUGAACGCAGCGGUAGUGCCGAUUACUGAUACACGGCAAUUCCAGUCGACGCCUCCUCCUCAACCAUCAUCAAAUGAUGUUGAUUACGUGAACGAAACAGCAAGUGUCGCGCAAACGGGAAUCAACUUGAAUGUCAACGUUGGUCUCAGUACGCUUAGUGACGCUUCAUCAUCAUCGUCGUCAAGUUCUUCACCGUUCGAGGAAACGAGGACGAUCGGUUCUUCGAGGUUCGUUGUGACAAAUGCAACCGCAUCGAACGAAUGUGAGGAGGCGCAGCGGACGUCACGUCAUCGUCACUAUAAUAAUAGUAACAAUCAACAACAAGGGAUGCAACAGCGUCAACAACAGGAACUCCGUCUACAAUCGCCACAACAGCAUUCGUUUCUUUUGAGUACCUUAACUAGUCCUAAAGCGAAUAACGUACAUUCGCCAUUUGACGAACGACUGCGGCACGCAUCCGAUAAUGUUUCGGCGACGGCCACAACAACGAGCGGGAGCACUAACGGACUCCUGGCUCAGUUCAGUUUGAACGCAUCUACUAGUGAUAAAAUGAAAUUAAAUAAACUACAACCAUACGCUUAUAUAAGUGGUGAAGGAUCAUCAGCUUCUCCAAAUCAAUUGAGUGUACGCACCUCUACACAUACUCACAAUACGCUUAAUAGUCAUAGUGCCAAUGUAUUGGAAAUCCCGCUGUCAAACGAAACGGAAAAACUUCCCGCCAAAUUGAACUCGCAGUAUGGCGACUCAACUUCGAAACCUGCAAAUAACAAAAGUAAAAGCAUCGUUCAGAAAAACAAUUUCGUUAUGGAAGUAACGUGAUGUACGACACUCAACCUGUGCACUUGCGCAGGAAUUUCGGUCGUCGUUUAUGUUGUAUCUUUGCCACUGAUGUAUGUGGCAAUAUUACGCUGCUGUUGUUGCCAAGAGUAUGAAAUGCCUGUUUGAUUUUUGCAUUUGCACAAACUAAUGUCAUUUACGUGGCUUUCUUUCUGACGAGCUUAUUGUAAGGCCAAGAAAAAUCUUAAGAAAAUGAUAACAAUUGAAUAAAAUAACUGCGAACAUCAGACGAACAUGUUUCGUGCUUGUUAUCUCCUGUUGUGUAUAAAAAGAAAAACAGAACGAGUGUUUUUUCCAGCUGUUAAAUAGGUAAUAGGGAAAUGUUUACAAUUACUCACCGAUUAAUAGAGUUCAGAGCCAUUUUGAAUAAUUUUUCAUUGUUACUACACCCUCUAUGUUUAUUAAAUAACUUAUUUUAACAAUUGAACGAAAUAUUUGUAUGCAAUUAAUGUUUUUGUUUGCUAGUGAAGAAAUAUUAGUAAUGAUCUAAUAAUAUGCAAGUAAGUCAACGCGAAAUGGAAAACGUUUUAUUGUAAAUUUUUGUGAUAAUUACAUCGUCAUGUAGUAUUAUCAAAUAGGGAUUUUUAGUUGUAGUUUCAUUCAGUUGCGAUGGAACACAGUAAUAUCAUUUACUUUUACUACUAAUACAUAAAACAUUACAUAAAAUUUUUAUAUAUACAUAUAUAUAUAUAAAAUAGCACCUUUACUUAAACGUGACGACUUCGUAAAGAGCCUUUCUAAAAAAUAAACUUUUUCUUAUUUCAGUUAUUCCAAUAUUUAUUAGCUUCAACACGUGCAGAUAGAAUUUGUGAUAAGAAUAUGUUUCAAUCUCUUGUAAUACUGUAGCCAAAAUUUUUGAUUGACCAAAAGUACACCAAACAAUUUACUGGAUUUAGUUACAACAUUUAAGAUAAUAAUUUCAUACGACAGUAAAAUGAUUUUUAUUUUCAUUAAGGUUUUAUUUUUCAUCUUCAAUAGGUAGUACAUUAAUACGUUGGUUUUUAUACAAAAUAUUUUUGAGGAGUAACCAAAUAAUCUAAAAUAAUAUACUGUGUGUAACAUCUAUAAAGGAAAAGUCAUAUAGCUCAUAUCUACUUAAAAAAAAAAAGAAAAAAAAAACAAAAUGUAAAAAUCAUCAGGCAUUGUCGAAAAUUGCAUCCAUGAUAAGCCGUGUAAAGUAACUUAACUUGAAAACCUUUGUAACUUAUUUUCGUGUAAAAUAAAACUAUGUAAUUAAACAAUGAAAUAUUAGUUGUAAGAUUCAUGAGGCUGUUCAAUUAAUUAGUAAAUUGUUUCAUUUUAUAAAUGAAAAUGUUUUUGUGAAAUGUACUUACAUUUUUAGAAUGAACUGUAAAGAAAUGUAUUUUUAACAUGAUCUUAAUUUAUUAAGUAUUUUAUAUGAUGGUUAUGAAAUUGUAUUUUCAUUGAAAAGAAAAGGAAUUUUUAACUAAGUCGUUCUAUAUUUUUUUUUUAUAUACAAUAUACUUAAUGAUGUUUUAUAUAAAUUCAGCUAUCCAUAUAUUUCGAUACACAUUUUCUGUGUAAGAAAGUUCUCUGAAAAGUUUCUGAACUACUUUGUUUUCCGUGUACUUAGUCGCAAAAAUUUAGAAACGUGUUUUAAGACAAUAUUUUAUACAUCUGAAAAAGGUUAACGGUAUUUAAAUUUCGUUUUCCGAAGAUGAAAAUAAGACAAAUCUGGUGUUGUGUAUGUUUCUUUUCUAUCAUUAUUUUGGGGAAAAAUUUGUUUCGUUUUUUUUUUCAUUUCAUAAAUGUUGUCUUACGGCAUUAUUAAGCUAUUCUUUAUUUUCUAGUCACUUCCUUAUCUUUUCUGAGUACAUAAAACCUAAUUUAUCCCGAAAUAUUGUAUUUAUAAAUGUAAAUAUUUCUAACAAUCAUUUUCUGGGUGACAUUUUGUUUUUGUUCCAUAGAAUCAGUAUUGUUUCUUUUUUUAUUUUUAAUAUCAAAAUCUGCAUCUUAGUAUUUUAGAUUCGUGAGAUGUAGUUAAUUUAUGAGUUUGUUAAUAACGGUUUUGUCGAUUACAUAUAACACAAUAGAUUUAACGAACUUUAAGGAGAACUUUCUUUGGCGUAAAAUAAAAAUUAAAAUUUUAACAUUGGGAAAAACAAAACUCUAUUUUUUAAUUUUUUGUUUGCAUCCAAAGGUUGAGGCAAGGUUUGUUUUUCGUAAGUAAAAUUUCACAAAACAUUUAUUUUUAGCUUAUACUGUGCUUUACGUGAAAGUACUAGUGGAAGUAAAAAAAACUUGAAAAAAAAUAACAAAUUGGAAAUAAAAACAUUAAAGAACACAAAUAAUUGAUAUCAGCUCUCUCACUCUCUUUCUCCCUUUGUCUUUGUUAAUAAAUAUUGUGGAGAUUAAAAUAAAAUUUGAAAGAAUCUAGAGUAACGCCUUGGUCCUGAAAACACUUAAAGAGCUGACAUUUAAUUUAUAUGUAAAAUUUCUGUAAAUUUUAUGCGACAUUGGUUUCAGUUAAGUUAAAUAAAGACGUUACUCCAGUUCUGAAAGUAAUAGAAUCAAUGGUGCAAAUUUAGAAAUUGUAAGUCACAUUCCUACUUCUCUGUAAAACUACAAAAUAAUGAAUUAACAGUUGUAAGUGCAGGUAAUGGUGAAACUCAUAUUAUUGUACAUUUUGUAUUAGCUCUGUUAUUUUAUUAAUUAAAAAUAAUAAACCAAACUUAAGGCUGUUAAUUCGCAAUUCAAUUUAGCGAACCCAGCAAUGCAGUUUAGGUAUCUUCCUUGCAGUAAAUUUCUGUUUUUUUUUUCAAAGACGAUAGAAAGUAAGAAAAAAGAAAUAAUAAUAAAAAUGAAUCGGAAUCUGUGAUCGGAUAUAAAUUGUAAGUUAAGUAUAUCGUUCUUUUGCAGCAAGUUUCCCAUUCUGCAUUGCUCUAAAAGAAAAAAAAAAUGCGCUUAAUAUUUACUAUCGCUGAUCGGAUAAGAUCUUAGAAGUGGGUAGCAUGUUUGUUUUCAUUGUUGGGUGUCAGUUGUAAUUAAAUUUUGUUGCUGUUACCGAUUACUAAGAUCUUAUUGUUUGAACAAAUUGUAGUAUGUGGUAUUCCUUUUUAUAAACGCGAUUAAUAUACGGGUCUCUUUAUGAACGUUCUUGGGUUUCUAAUUAGAUCAUCUGAAUGUGAAUAUUGUAAAUAUAGGUUUAGCUAUGUGUAUGAGUGAUAAAUAAAAUCUGUCACGUAGG
Agrilus planipennis (emerald ash borer) is the source of this 6406-nucleotide messenger RNA. RefSeq lists its product as uncharacterized. Lineage: Eukaryota; Metazoa; Arthropoda; Insecta; Coleoptera; Buprestidae. Gene Ontology annotation, cellular component: piccolo histone acetyltransferase complex. Gene Ontology annotation, biological process: regulation of transcription by RNA polymerase II. Bases 400 to 3180 code for a protein of 926 amino acids. The transcript has 9 exons. The record is from RefSeq and is a predicted model, not a curated record.